GGUUUCACUUCAAGGCGUAAAAUAGGAAGUCUAUCAACUUCUGAGGAAUGUGUAAUAUUCUAAUCACGAUUUAUUUAUCCUGAAACGUAUUUGUUGGACACUGCUAACCCGAAGUUAACUCUAAAUUAACUUUUUUGCGGAACGUUUCAAGUUUUCUACUGGUUCUUUUUUUUAACCUAUUUUUCUGAAUCGAAUUUUCCGAGAACGUGAACGCAACCCUUUGCUGAUCUCAUACUGGGGGGGGGCUUACCGUACCGUACCGUGGCUCCGGGUGUGUGCCACUCAGAAAUUAAUAAACACCACUCCAUGAAGAUGGCUCCGCGCUCUGUGCUCCAAGUGGCACUUCUGGUUUCAUUGUCCGUGUGUCUGACUGUUGCGCUGGGCUUUGGACUACCUGCUCUCCUGAAUGUGGGCACGAGGAUGCUGGGGUUACCGGAGACCAGCGUGACCGAGGCCAUAGUUGCGCUGUAUUUACUGUUUGUGUUGUAUGUGGCGACGCCUCGGAUUCCGAGAGGAUUGGUGGAGGUGAAGGGGAAGGCUGUGCUUGUUACAGGUUGUGACAGUGGAUUUGGUAAUGCACUAGCCAAACAUCUGCACAAGCUUGGCUUCAUGGUAUUUGCUGGAUGUCUUUUUAAGGACAAAGGUGGAGAGGGUGCAAAGGAACUGGAAGACAUUCAUUCAGAUCGCUUGAAGGUAGUGCAGCUGGAUGUCUGCAGUGAAGAGCAGGUGAGCCAGGCUGCAGAAUAUAUCAAAGACAACCUGGAGGACUCCGAAAGAGGUCUGUGGGCUGUGGUGAACAACACUAGUGUGUCAACGUUCGGAGAAGUAGAGUUCACUUCCAUGGACACCUACAAGCAGGUGUCAGAGGUCAACCUGUGGGGCACCAUAAGGGUCACCAAAGCUGUUCUGCCGUUAAUCCGCAAGGCCAAAGGCCGUGUUGUGAACCUGACCAGUUUGUACGGGAGGAUGGGAAAUGCCUGGUGGUCACCGUACUGUGUAUCUAAAUACGGCGUGGAAGCUUUUUCCGAUUGCCUCCGCUACGAGAUGAAAACCUGGGGAGUUAAAGUGUCCAUAAUCGAGCCGGGGCUGGUGGCCACGGGCUUCAUGACCCGAGACACUAUGGCCAGCACGGCCAAUAACCUGUGGAGCGAGGCACCCUCGCAUGUGAAGGAGGAUUAUGGGAAGGCCCACUUUGAGCACCACAUGGCUGUGUUGCGCUCUCACUGCAACAGCGGACAGAAGGACGAGACUCCUGUUCUGGAUGACAUCACUGAUGCCAUCACGUCCAAGUGUCCUUACACGCGGUACAACCCCGUGGAGCCACACUGGUGGAUCAGACUUCAGCUGAUGACCCAUCUGCCCGCCGCCAUAUCGGACUUCUUCUACUUCUAAAAGAGGAGCCGUUCCUGUAUGAGCUCUUUCCGUUUUUAUAUAGCAGCAUAAUAAUCAACUUUGUAGCGCGACGCAGAGCUAGACUUCUGCUACCUGUUCCUUAGCACUUUAAACAUUCACUCAUUAAGCCUUAAAACCUAUUUUCUUUUAAACUGCAAGUGAAUUAUUGUAGGAACUACUUUUUCUUACUUGUACCUCUAACUUCUGCAUCUGUAUUGCUUGCUGUGGUAUCACCUCGACAGAAAGAGAGAGCUUGUUUGUCUUUUUAUUCCCUGAUAUUUGUAAUAUUUUGCCAUAUGGCCAGGCUGCGGACUGGCAUGAGCAGCAAAGCUGGUAGAGCUCAAGAAGAAGGCUCCUGCUGUUCUGUUGUGGCUGCCGCCGGAACAAACCAGGGUCAGCUACUUUGAGGCCGUGGUGACAUUUUGGCUCGACUCAACGCAAAAUUACGCAACACCACAAGCCCACUUUGUCUCACAGGCACCAUGAGAUCCUGCGCGCUACUUCAAUGUGAUUAAUGCGCAUGCUGGAAAAUAGGAAAAUAAACCCCCCCACCCCCUUUUCCUAAUGGAAAAGUAUUUGAAUAUAGAAUGAUGUGAAUGAAAACAGCAUUUUAUUUUGAAAAUAUUACAAUCACAGUAUCAUUUUUUUUCUUUUUUUCCAGAGUGAUUUGAAAUAAAGUGACCAAAAGGAG
Molecule: messenger RNA, 2083 nt
Organism: Cottoperca gobio
Lineage: Eukaryota; Metazoa; Chordata; Actinopteri; Perciformes; Bovichtidae
Gene: bdh1
Product: 3-hydroxybutyrate dehydrogenase, type 1
Exons: 5
Coding region: 307-1392 (361 amino acids)
Biological process (GO): steroid metabolic process
Cellular component (GO): intracellular membrane-bounded organelle
Molecular function (GO): oxidoreductase activity
Source: RefSeq, a predicted model, not a curated record